GGUAACUCUGAAUCCGGAAGUUCACGCUUUCACCGUGCGAGGUCUCUGAGAUCAAUCGGUGAGGUUGGUACAAUUGACUUAUCAUUCGAAAUGCAAUUACGGACUAAAAAAAGUCUCUUCUGUUUCUCACAGAUUGUGAAACAUUCGAGUUCAAGAAAAUAUAAAUUGUAAAAUACAAUUUGCAUACUGAAGUCCGCGGCUCUGACAUAAGACGAUGACCAAUAUAAUCAUUGAGAAAUAUUUUGUCAAAACCAAAAAAAUAAGAAGAGAAAACUGUAUCUGUAACUGAUUAGCAUUAGCAGAUCUUCUUUAAAUUUCUCUUCUACUAAACUCGCACGGUUGAUACAAGCAUCGAGGGAAAUGGGUCAUGCGGUAUCGCAGCAUCAGCUUUCAUCUCUCGCUCGCACACCUAGCCGAUGAACAGCGAUCAGGUAGCGCAAGACUACGGUGAGAAUGAGCACGUAGGGCAUGCGGUCGCAAGGGCGGCGAGUAAGGGAGGAUCGGCGGAGGGUGUGUUCGUCGGCGCUGCGCUGGCUGGAGAACAGACUUCAGGGAUGUUGCAGUGCUGUGGUGUUGGAGGUGGCGCUUCCACGGCACCUCCGCAGCUGCAGGGUACCGGGUCCGCUCUCGGGGCUACCACCUCCACGAGAACCAUCAUGCAGGACGCAGUUCUCGAAUCCAUCCUGGAGCAAAUGCGGGAGACGGAAGCCCGGCGAGCGGAGCUGGAGAGGCAGCACGCGGAUGCACAGAACCAGCUGCGGGAAAAGCUAGCAGGACGCUAUCAAGGCCCGGAGUCGGUCGAGGCGUUGCAGUCCAAGAUCCGGGAACUCGAGAAGAAAACCGAGCUGCAAAUGGUGAAACACGAGGAGCUGUCGCUGGAGCUGACCAGUCUGAGGCGUGCGCGCAGCAGAGGACCGGUCGUGGGACACAUCACGUCCUCGAGUGUCCCGACGGCCACCUGGCCCCCGACUGACUCCGAGAUCGAUAGAAUCAUCGCCAAGAUCGAACAGAACAACAGUCAAUUCAGUGCCGGCAGAAUAUUACACGAAUUGGAUCACGCGCGAGGCGCAAUAACCACGCAGCAACCCUCGGCCACGCAAGGUAUCCUUCGGUCCAGCUCGGAGAAUCUUCCCAACCUUGGCCAUCAACAUCCACCUCAUCCGCAUGCCCUCAAUCUCGGAAUACCUAGCCAAAUGGGCCACUAUGCAGGUUCACCAAUGCCAUUAACGCCGAUGAUGCCUGGUUGUCCUCCACUGACGCCGAACGGACCACCGUAUCACUAUAGCGAGCCGAUACCGCCGGCGCCGUCACUUUCCAGCAGUCAGUCACAGCCCGCUUUCCAGCAGAAGCUCCAGCAGUACCAGCAACAACAGCAUGAAAUAUCGAGUUCUCAUUCUCAGAGCGCUCUGCCGUCGCAACAAAAGCAACAGCAACAAACGCACACAUCACACUUUAGCAAUCAGUACCAAGAAAGCUAUCCGCAUACACAAACGUAUCAGCAACCGCUUCAGCAGCAGCAGCAACCGCAACAGCCGCAACAACCGCAGCAACAACAGCAACAUCCAGCCUCGACCACGUACCUGACAUCGGCCAGCCAGAGUGUGAUACCUCACUACACACAGCCUGUCCAGACCGCCCAGAAUUAUCAGUUGAAUGGUAGUCAACAGGCAACGACAUAUCCUAGUUUGUCCAUGGCGUCGCAUCCGAAUGGGACUUACAGCACGGGCGCGACCAGCUACAACACUCAGUUGCCGCAUCACAAUUACACCGUGCCGCAGACAAAUAUCACACAGUCCUCGCUGCCGCUGUACUCCACCACGUCUUAUCAUUCCACCCUCGGGGGCCUCACGAGCGUGCCCCAGUCCGUUCUUCCAUAUUCGACCGGUCAGAGCACCUUCGCCACGAGUGGAUCGACUUAUUCCACUACCGUCGGGACCAACGCUUUCGGAACAUCGGGCGUAAGCUCAGGUUCUUCUUCGGGAGGCCUGUUACAAGCAAUAGGCGAUCCACUGCAAGCGAUGCAGCAACUUUCCGCCCAGUCGCAGGCCAAUCAACUUCAGACGCAGGCGAUCAUCCAGCAGAUUCAGCAGAGCUUGCGCGCCAGCUCGCCGACCGCGCCCGGUACCGCGACCGGCCACCACUUUCUCGGCGGCCCUAGGCAGAUGCCGAAGAUUCCGACAAGUAUACUGACAAAUCCGCUGGACCGACUGACCAACCCCGAUGACAUCAUAACCGAGGGUCAAGUGGAUAUGCUGGACGUGCCUGGCAAAGGCAGAUGCUACGUUUACAUAGCCCGCUUCAGUUACGAGCCGUUCCAACACUCACCGAACUCGAAUCCGGAAGCGGAACUGCCGGUCCAGGGUGGCGAUUACCUCUUGGUCUGGAGCCAGCCCGACGAGGAUGGCUUUCUAGACGCGGAAACACUCGACGGUAGACGCGGUUUAGUGCCGGCCAAUUUCGUGCAGAAAUUGGUUGGCGACGAUCUGUUGGAGUUCCAUCAGGCCGUCCUCGGUCUUAGGGACGUGGACGAUUCCGCCUCGACAAAUAUUCCUCAAGUGAGCAAUAUAAAAGCUAACGAGUGCUAUCUGCAGGAUAUUGAUCUGGAAUUAGCCGCAUUGGAAGAAGGUAACCGGAACCGUCAAGCAGAAUUAUCCGCGUAUGCGGAACUCGACAAUAUCGCGGAGGAGGAUGAACAAGAACCACCAGAAGUCUACAUGUUUUCGGACCUAGUUCCGGCGCCGCAGCACCUCACGCUCGAGCGGCAACUCAACAAGAGCGUGCUGAUCGGAUGGACGGCACCCGAGAACACGCACCAACUCGAAUCCUAUCACGUCUACGUGGAUGGCGUAUUGAAGGUCACGGUGAAGGCCACGGAGAGGACCAGAGCCUUGGUGGAGGGAGUCGAUUCCACUCGGCCUCACAGGAUAAGCGUGCGCUCGGUUACACACUCAAGAAGGACAUCGCGCGACGCUGCUUGUACGAUGGUGAUCGGUAAGGACGUCGCGCUGGGUCCGACUGCCGUUAAGGCGUCGAAUGUCACGGCGACCAGUGCUGUGAUAUCCUGGCUGCCCAGCAACAGCAACCACCAGCACGUCGUGUGCGUGAAUAACGUGGAAGUGAGAACCGUGAAGCCGGGUGUUUACAGGCACACCAUCACCGGCCUGGCCCCAUCGACGAUAUACAGGGUGACCGUGAAGGCGAAGAAUCUGCGGGCGACGCACUUCGAGGACCAAAACGCUCAGGCGGCAAACAAUCUAGCCUGCCAUGUCCACUUUAAGACGUUGCCGAAAGGAUUACCGGAUCCCCCGGUCGAUAUCCAGGUGGAGGCUGGACCGCAGGACGGCACUUUGCUAGUGACCUGGCAGCCUGUUGCCCUAAACGGUUCGGCCGUCACCGGUUACGCGGUUUACGCCGACGGUAAGAAGGUCACCGACGUCGACAGCCCCACCGGCGAUCACGCGCUCGUCGAUAUACACAAGCUCAUGGGUCUCAAUCCGAAGCACAUCACCGUCAGAACCAAGAGCAGGGAGAGCCAGUCGGGCGAUAGUUGCGCCACGGCGAUACCCUGCAGCGUGCUUCGCGGUGGUGCAGCCGGUCACGUGCCGUCCCACGUCGGGCCUCAGCACAUGGUGGACCAGCGGCAGCAACCGCAGCCCACCGGCAUGGUGCAGCAACAGGACGAUCCGAAUCGCCAUCGCAUGGGCGUGGGUCAGCGAUACCCGAACGCACCCGUGCCCUCGCACAUGCGACGACACAUGGGCAACAGAGUGGACGCCCACGGCCAGGUUAUCAUCGAGACGGAUGAGAAUCUCUCCGACAAGGAGAUCUACCCCGGACAGAGCAUUGCUCAGAUGGGUAUUCCAGAGAUCACGAAAGACUCCGCGAGCGAGGCUAAUUACAGCGAGGAGGAUGAUCCCGCGCGAAGGCGGGGAAUGCCGCCGCAGCAUCACGGUCCGCAUCAUCGAUACGGUCCCCAAAUGGACCCUCAGGGCCCGCCUGGAGCGCAUAGAUCGCCCAGCAUGGGCGGUCCCAGUAGACCUCAAGAUCCUUAUUACGAUCAAACGGGAUCUCAAAGAGGAAGGGGACCGGUUUACCGCGGUGGAAGAGUAACGGUAGCUCAAGGUGGCGCGGGUCACCCGUCCAGUGCUCAGCAAAUGAACAAGAGGCAACGAUGGUUCGUGGCAUUGUUCGAUUACGAUCCCACGACCAUGUCACCGAAUCCAGACGCGUGUGAUGAGGAAUUACCAUUCUCCGAAGGCGAUACCAUCAAGGUGUACGGCGAGAAGGAUGCUGAUGGUUUCUAUUGGGGCGAAUGCCGCGGUAGACGUGGAUACGUUCCUUACAACAUGGUGGAGGAACUUAAAGAUCCACCGGGUCAAGGGGGUCAGCCUGGGGGUAGAAGGGGACCCACGCAGAGCGAGAGAUGGGGGGACAUUUAUGCUAGUAUGCCCGUGAAGAAGAUGAUAGCCCUCUACGAUUACGAUCCUCAUGAAUUGUCUCCUAACGUUGAUGCUCAAGUCGAACUAACGUUCCAAACUGGAAACGAAAUCUACGUCUACGGUGAGAUGGACGACGAUGGUUUUUACAUGGGCGAGCUGAACGGUCAGCGCGGUUUGGUGCCGAGUAAUUUCCUCACCGAAGCCCCCGGGCAGAAUCAGGGACAACCGCCGCAGGGUAGCAGGCGACCCGGCGGCCAGAGUCAAGGGCCGGGCGCAAGAGGGCCGCCACCGCCUCCCCGGGAACCACCUCCGGCUGGUCACCGGCGUGGCAAAGAUGCCUGCAUUGUGCCUGUGUCUGUCCCUGUCUGUCACUUAGACUCUAGACAACUACAACAACCACCACCAUCACUAAUGAACAACCAACAACAUCAACUACAACAUCAAAACAAUCCACCGCAUCUAGCCUACCAACAAGCGAAUCACCACAGCUACACGACCGUAACCACGUCCAAUCAACAUGGGCCCAGUCACUUGCCACCCGGCGGCGGUGUCAUGGGUGCCCAUCAGCAAGGUCCCGUACCGCCCCACCUUCAGCAACAGCCCAAUCCCUUGUUCACCAUGCAGCGUUAACCGAAAAUACGGAACAUCUUUCAUCCAUCACGUCGAAUUAAGAAGCAUAAUAAUUUCUAAUCACUUAUUAUAUAGAAACCGUUACAUCAAGUAAUUUUAUUGGCAUAAUUAAUUAGACUAAUUUAUUUAUCUGUUACAAAAUCUGUUAUAAAAAUAAUUAUGUAAGUACUUGAAGGAUUUUUGUGUGCUUUCUUAAAUUACAUUAAUUAUUUUAAUUUCUCGCCAAAGUUGCUCCGUAU
Linepithema humile (Argentine ant) is the source of this 5308-nucleotide messenger RNA. NCBI's taxonomy places the organism in Eukaryota, Metazoa, Arthropoda, Insecta, Hymenoptera, Formicidae. The record is from RefSeq and is a predicted model, not a curated record.